Podospora anserina S mat+ is the source of this 1179-nucleotide messenger RNA. RefSeq lists its product as uncharacterized. The record is from RefSeq and is a predicted model, not a curated record. Bases 1 to 1179 code for a protein of 392 amino acids. The transcript is spliced from 5 exons. Lineage: Eukaryota; Fungi; Ascomycota; Sordariomycetes; Sordariales; Podosporaceae.
AUGACGUCGAAGCUCUAUCUGUUCAACUCGUUCGGCAUGAUCGGUAUGUUCUCGGAGGCCUUGACCUAUUGCACCCCCUGUUGUCGAUCUCAGCUUCCACGGCUAACCGACAUCUCCAGUCGCAUCACGAGGGUGGAAAACGGCCAAUGCAUAAUAGGCAUGAGGAAGGAAGCCAUGAUCCCUCUGAUAAGCUUCGAUCUGCUCGUCAAUAUAUAUCUUACCUUGGUAUUCUUAAUACCAUUAUCCAGAACGUACACGUGGAAGAACUUUGUCCACACACCUGGCAGUCGACGUCUCCGAACCGUGGCCAUGAGAACUUUUGUGGGUUGUGUCUGCACAUUGACCAGCAGCGUGUGCCACAGGAACCUAUCCGUGCUUAUGGCUCUCGAUGGCGAGCCAGGCUGGGUGUGCCUGAUGUGUUGUAAUAGUGAUAUCCUCUUCAGUGCAAUUGUCAUCCAAUGGGUCACCUCCCGCGACAGCACUAGCUCGGCGGCCUCUACUGAUUCUGUCAGCGGAGGAGCAUCUCGACCACGAAGUCAGCACAACAACCACACUAGUCACGGGGGAGAGGAGUUGGCCGGUCUCGACAACAGCCAUCACCGCUGCAACGUUAACAACCGGCAGAAGGAUUCUCUCGAGGGGGAUAAGAAACAACAAGCGAGAAACAAGUCGCUGAACAGAAAAGGCCUCGUGUCAUCCACCGAUGCCAUCGUUGCAGACGCUGCCGAGAUGUCGAUCAACCACGCCGAGUUUGGAGGGGAUGGGGAUGUCUCGCCGCGAAGUACAGAGGUCAACACGGUGUGUUAUGAUGAUGGUAGGGACAAGGAAACCAACAGGAGGCCGUACACGAGCGGUUCGCUGACCAGAACGACGACAACCACGACGACGAACAACCCGCACGACGACGAUGGCGCUGCUGCUGGAAGGUUUCCCCGUCUGCCGCCGGCGCUGGCAACAUCAACCGUCCGGCACCACACCUCAGAAGUUAGAGUCGACGUUGAUUACGGCGCGACGAGUCUGAGUAGCCGCGAGAUUGCCGAUGGGGAAGAGGCUAGGUUGGGGAACAGCAUUGUGAUUGGGUCUGGGACGAGCGUGUGCGGUGUGACGGAUGUCACUGGGGGCGGGAGGUGGACAAAACAACCGCCGGCUUGGAGUCCGGGAACGGGGCCGGGGCUUUAG